ACAAAUCAGUCUGCCAUUGACAUCCCAUCGAGCAAUACGCGUCUUCGUGGAAAAAGUUGCCGCCCAAGUCAACAAGUCAUACAAACGUCUUUAAAAUGUAAAUUGUACGGAAAAUCGAAAAAAAAAUAUUCUGUUGAAAAAAAAAAACAAAGAAAAACUAAAUUAAUCUCUUAUUUAUAAAUAGACCAUGCGCAAAGAUUAACAAAGUGAAUAAACACUGACGUCAAAAAGAUAAAAAGGAAUUGGAAAAAGAACAUCUGCCCAAUUUGAAAGUGGCGCGGGAGUCCAUAGUAGACCUUAAUGAGCUCUAGUAUUUUAAAAUUACCCAAAAGUUACCGCUAUCGUCGUUAUGUCUGAAAGUUAAUAAAACCGAACUCAAUACCCUAACAGUCAUAUUGGAGUAAAAAAAAAAACUUAUUUAAUUGGAAGGUCAAUUGAAAAUUUCAAAAAUAAAUUUCCGUGUCUCGAAAUUUAAUCAAACUACCAUCCCCCACCAUAGUAACGCAUCACCUGUAUGGGUAAAGUUAUGAGAGUGAAAUAUUCAUCGUCACCACCUGCCCUAGAAUCACAAAAAGCCCUGCGGUUAUCGAACAAAAGUUUAAAAUUAAAAUUCAUCAAACUCGAGAUCUAUUUUAUGUUCAACAAUUUGUGCAAAAGAAAAACUUCAAUCAAUAAACAAUUGACACUAACGAAUAAUAAUAAAAAAGUAUUGAACUUAAACAACAACAUCGUUUGCCUAUUGCCAUAACAAUUUAAGAUCGGGUUUCUCAAAAGGGUGUGGUGCUUGGGUGUGACAAAUCAAAUCGAAUUGAGUGUUUUUCCAAAUUUUCGUCAAUUGUUCACAAAUACAAAAAUUCGCGAAAGUUAAUCAUCAGCAACAAAAUUUUGUUUGGAUUUUAUAUUCUUGGUGAAGACAAUUGGAUUUAUUUGUGUCGAAUAAAAGGGUUUUGAAAGAAAGUUGGCUUACUGAGCAUCAGAACAGUAACUGCAAAGAUGGUUGGAGUUGCGGUUGAUUCGAAUGUGGAUGAACUAUCAUCGACCAAUAAUGUCAUGAUCAAAUAUAUGCUGAAGCAGCGUGAGAACCAUGCUCGUAAUCAAAAAAGGGAUUACUCGCAUGUGUUCCGGCGAAAGACACGAUUUGAGAUGUUUCGCUUGUCGGCCAUAGCUAUGGGUAUAGAAUUCGCCUACGCCGCAGAGACUUCAUUUGUUUCACCGAUUCUUCUACAGAUUGGCAUAGAUCACAAACACAUGACCAUGGCCUGGGGAUUGUCGCCCCUUAUAGGAUUCUUCGUGUCGCCCCUAUUGGGCUCGGUGAGUGAUCGAUGCCACUUGAACUUUGGCCGCAGAAGGCCGAUAAUCACUCUGCUGUCACUGGGUAUACUAAUAGGUUUGAUAUUAGUACCGUACGGCAAGGAUUUGGGAAUUUUACUCGGCGAUAAAGGCUACACAACGAGCAACAACAGUUUACACCUGAAUAGCAAUUAUUCCGCAUAUGAGGGCAGUGUGUCGGCUCAAAUGGCAUCGGAAAAUGAAGAAGGAGUUUCGACGUCAAAUUUUAAGUUUGCAGCAAUUUUAACGAUUUUGGGUAUGGUUCUAUUGGACUUUGAUGCGGAUACAUGUCAAACGCCUGCACGAACCUAUCUGUUGGACAUGUGCGUACCAGAGGAUCAGCCCAAGGCAUUGACCAUGUUUACAUUGUUUGCUGGGGUAGGGGGCACAAUUGGCUAUGCAAUCGGAGCCAUUGAUUGGGAGAGUACUAAUAUAGGUUCGUUUCUUGGAGGAAACAUACCCACUGUUUUCGCUUUGGUCACCAUCAUUUUCUUCUUUUGCUAUUUGACAACGGUGACAACAUUCCGGGAAAUUCCUCUUAAACUAAUCGAGAACGAUGAUUUGCUAAGACCGCUUUCGGCCAAAGCCAUUAAAAAGGAGCUACAAAAGAAAAAUUCCAAUGUCUACUACAUUCAAGAGAACUCUUCCAUGGAUUUACAAGCCACCGACAAAUACACCGCCAUCGACCAUUAUCAAGGCGGCUGUGAUUCACCCAAUGGCCAUGCGACCUCAAAUGGUGGUCACAGUCCACAUAACACAAGCAAUGGCCAUGCAAAUACAACUUCAACGCCAAAGUUAACAUCGAAAGCCAUUGAAAUAAUCGAGGUUGACGACGAUGAUAAGCCUGUUUCAUUGAAAAAAUAUUUGAAGAGUAUUUUUGUUAUGCCAAAAUCCAUGAGAAUUCUAGCUUUGACAAACUUGCUCUGUUGGAUGUGCCAUCUUACCUAUUGCCUGUAUUUUACGGAUUUUGUAGGUGAAGCUGUAUUUAAUGGUGACCCAAUGGCACCACCAAAUUCCGAGAAAGCUGAGUUGUACGAAGAAGGCGUUCGUUUUGGCUGCUGGGGUAUGUCAAUUUAUGCCUUAUCCUGUUCUGUGUACUCCAUGACAGUGGAGAAACUCAUGAAAUGGUUUGGCACAAAAUGGGUUUAUAUCAGCGGCAUUCUUUUCUAUGGUGUGGGUAUGUUAAUCCUUGGACUUUGGCCUACCAAAUGGGGAGUGUUAUUCUUUAGUACCUCUGCUGGUAUUUUAUAUGGAACAAUCUUUACAAUGCCUUAUAUUCUGGUGGCCAAAUACCAUGCCAAGAACUGUUUCCGUGUUCGAGAUGGUGAAAACGUUCCGCUGAAACAAACUCGAGGUCUUGGCACCGAUGUGGCCAUCAUCAGCAGCAUGGUAUUUGUUGGUCAACUUAUUGUAUCUGUCAGUGUGGGCCCCGUUGUGGCUUGGGCGCAAACCACUUGUGCCAUACUUUUUCUAUCCACAAUUUUAGCCUUCUUUGCCGCCAUAUCAGCCAUGUUUGUAUUAUACGUCUAAGUGAUACUUGAAUGUAAGCAGUUAAUCUGUAACUCUUACUCAUAUUCAAUUAGUAUUAGAUAUUAUUAUUAUAAAUAAGUAAGCAUGUAUUUAAUAAAUAGUAUAUCAACUUCUCUUUAAAUUCUUAAAAAUCGAAAAAUUGUUACAUCAUAAUAAGUUCUACAACUUAAUAAAAUGUAUAUCUAUUCGAAAAUCGAUACUAGAA
Stomoxys calcitrans (stable fly) is the source of this 3064-nucleotide messenger RNA. It is a transcript of the gene Slc45-1, whose product is annotated as proton-associated sugar transporter A. The transcript is spliced from 7 exons. NCBI's taxonomy places the organism in Eukaryota, Metazoa, Arthropoda, Insecta, Diptera, Muscidae. Gene Ontology annotation, cellular component: membrane. The record is from RefSeq and is a predicted model, not a curated record. The coding region runs from base 994 to 2859 and encodes 621 amino acids. Gene Ontology annotation, molecular function: sucrose:proton symporter activity.